UUGAUUCUUAUUGGUUAAUCUUUGAAACUGUUUCAAAAAAAUAUUGACUAUCAAUAUGUCUAUCUAUCUAUCAAUAAGUCUAUCUAUCUAUCUAGUUGGUUUAAUUAAUUGGUAUCUAGUUGGAUACAUUUCAAGCAUUGAUACAUAAUUAACUGUUAAGAGAAAAAAAACAAAUAAAUAAAACAAGACUAAUUUACAGACACAUUUGACUCAAUGAAAAAUUGCACCAUAAAAGAUGAUAUCAUCAAUAAUGUACACAUACCACAUUAAAUUAUUUCACUAUUAUUAAAGAUCAUACAUUCAUGGAAUUUGUUGGUUAAUUCAUAAGUAAAACAUUUUACGAUCAGUGAAGAAUGGAAAGAUUACAACAAUUAUUAAAACAACAGUCAUUAACACAAACCCCAUUCCAACAACAAAUGCCAAAUCAACUAUCUAACUCUCAAAACUAUCUGAAUUCUACAAAUUCACAUGAACAACCUGUUAAUCAUGAAGAUGAUGAAGAUGAUGAAUCAUUACAAGAAUUUUCGAAACCUAAUAACAACCAAAGCCAACAACAACAACAACAGCAAAAACAAACUCAAUUACCACAACAGACACCGCCUCCUAUGUACCAACAAUAUUUUUCACAACAAGAGCAACAAUCACAACAGCCAAUGCAAUCAGAGUUUUCACUUCGUCAUCAAUCACAAGCACAACAGUCUUUGCAAGGAUCAUCAUUACAACCAUCAGUAGAGCAGCAGUCAGCAUUAGUGUCUUUGCAAAACACUCAACAACAACAACAACUGAAUGAUCAACCAUUCAAUCGAAAAUUUCGUCAAUCUUGGCGUAAAACACCAGAUAAUUUACCGACUAGACAAUUAAAAAAAGCAACUAAAUUACUAGAGAAUGAUUUUAGUUUACAAGAUGAUGAUUAUGAAGAUGAAGAGAUGACAGAAGAUGAUAUUUUUAAAUUACAUGAAGAAUUAGAAAAUACACGAGUACAAAAUAAUGAAAUGAAAACAGCAUUAAUUGAAGCUCGUACUAUCAUUGAUCAACAACAAAAUCAAUUAACAGAAUUUCGACGUUAUGCUGCACAAUAUCAAACUGAUGCUGAAGCAUUUAAAAUGAAAAGUAUGUUUUUAUUAAAUAAUACACAAACACAUGAUGAACAAGUCAAUAUAUUAAUGAAUGCAUGUGAACGUUUAGAAGCAGAAGUGGAUGCACUUACAUGGCAAUUAGAUCGUACUAAACAAUCAUUAGAUUUAAAAACACAAGAAUGUAAUUUUCUUAAUGAACAAUUAGAUGAAAUACAAUUAAAUGGUAGUUAUCAUAGUCCUAAUAUAACUACAGAUAACAACAAUCAUAAUAAUCAUAAUGGUACUCAUAAUCAUACAAGUAGUAUAAGUAAAUUAGAUAAAUUAAAAACGGGUACUGAUCAAUUUAAUUCUAUAUUAAGUACAGAAUAUAAAUCAUUAACAAAUAAUAGUCAAUUAUUAUUAAAAAGGGAUACAAUGAUGUCAGAAUUAGAUAUAGAUAUAAAAAAACUUCAUGAAGAAAUUACCAAUUAUGAAAAAAAAGAAAAACAAUGGGAAGAAAUCCAUGAAGAAUUAUUAAAAAAACAAAAAUUAUUAGAAGAAGAAAAGAAACAACAAGAUUUAAUUAUUGCUAGAUUAACAAAUGAACAAGUCAUUGAAAAUAAUCAGAAUAAUUUGCAAAAUAACAAUAAUCAACAUGAUGAAAUUCCAGUUGAAAUUAUAACUAAAUUAAAUAAUUUACAUGAAGAAAAAACAACAUGGAGAUUAUAUGCAACUAGUUUAGUACGUAGUUUUGUAGAAAAUUGUGAUGAAUUUAUACGUAAAACACCAUAUAAUGAACCAUAUUUUGAAAGUGAUAAAGAACGUCGUUGGUAUACAUAUUCAAUGCAUUUAUUAGAAAAUUUAUUAAAUAUUGCACCAUAUCAAUUAACUAAAACUGAUUUAGAUUUAAUAAAACGUAAUAAAAAUUCAAUAUUACAACAAACAAUUGAAUCCAAUAAUUCACCAGAAUUAUUAACUGCAUUAGAUUUUCCAUCACAAGUUCAAUUGAAUAAUUCAUAUAUAGAAGGAGGAGGAGGAAGAGGCGGAGGAGCAGGAGGAGGACAACAACAACAACAAUUACAAAAUACAUUUACACAGGGAUAUGAUACAUAUAAUCGUGAAUCAAGACAAUCAUAUCAACAACGUGCAGCUCGUGUAGCAUUGAAACCAUUGACAAAUUUAUAUCGUAAGAAGAAGUAAAUGAAUAAUUUAAAAAAAAGGGGAAACAAAUCACCUAUCGCUUUUUUUUCUACCAUUCAGAAACAACAUUAAAUUAGCAGAAAAUUGUAUAUAAAUUUUGUUGAAUUAAGAAACAGAAAAGAUAGAAAUAUGAAGGUGAGACUAUAAUUCAUGAACAAACUAAUCAGAUUUAGGAUAAUAAGUCUUGAAUUUUUGGCGCAAAAUUCAUUCAUCUAUUUGGCCAAAUAGAAUUUUUAGAAUUUUAGCUUAUGUCUAUUCGUGAUGAAAACUCUAAAUCUGAUUCCUAAACCUAAACAUCACCAAUUAAUCACAAUUCUAAUUCCUCAUAUUGAUUUGUAACCGUCAUUUAGUCCUAGUUAGUGGAUGGACACACUAAAGUUCACUUCAAGGUUGCCUAAAGAUCGUUCAUAAAUUAUAGUCUCACUUACCCUAUAGACAAUACAAGAUGAACGUGUACAUAACUAAAGUUCAAUGUUUAACAAUGUGAUGUAAGAAAACUUUAUAAUAUUUGUUUGAUAUUAUGUUUUUUUUUUAAAAAAACUAUGGAACAAGUAUCUUUUAUAUUCUUUUUUAAAAAAAGAACUCACCCAGUUACCUUGUAUACUUAUUUGAUAUCUUUACCUUAAUCAAAUGUUUUUUUUAUAUUAAAUAAUAAAGGAGUGAACAAAUGCUUUUCAUGUUCUUUGGUAUUUCAAGAUGUUUUGAUUUGUUUAUACGAAUAUUUGUCAAGAUUAGAAUGAAUAGCUUGACAACAAUAUGGCGCCGAUUUUAGAGAAGUCACUGUAUGUAAGAAUUAUAUUUGAAAUAAUCUCAACGAUUGAAAUUUAAAUAAAUCAUUCCAAUGUUUCGUCCAGCUAACUUGUCUGG
Molecule: messenger RNA, 3122 nt
Organism: Schistosoma rodhaini
Lineage: Eukaryota; Metazoa; Platyhelminthes; Trematoda; Strigeidida; Schistosomatidae
Source: the annotation of a GenBank genome assembly